Messenger RNA from Meloidogyne enterolobii, 575 nucleotides. Lineage: Eukaryota; Metazoa; Nematoda; Chromadorea; Rhabditida; Meloidogynidae. The record is from the annotation of a GenBank genome assembly.
UAUCAUUAUUAAGGCGCCCUCUUUCUAAGAGGUAUUUUAAGAGGCAUUCCCCCGUCAUUGGAUAUGAUUUUUUAGCUCCAUGAGGGUCUGAUGAGGUUUCGACUAUUUUUAGAAGAAAAAUAAUAAUUUCUAAAAAUUAGGCGCUCGCAAAUUCAAUGAGCGAAAAUCUCCGUUUUGCCCAAACAUUUUCUACGCUUGGGGGAAGCCCUUUAUUGACAAGUUUGUUUGGUUGUUUCCCCGUUGGAUUAAUUCAACAACCAGCAUUAACUAAUUAUGAACAAAAUAAUGAAAAAGAAAAGGAGACAAAACAAAAAAAUAAGAAAAAUGUUUACACACAAACUGAAUGGACAAAAUGGCGUGAGGACCAAUAUUCACGUAAACGUCGUUGGUCUCCAAUUAUCAACCCUUCACCAACUAACCAAAUAAAUCAAUUUAAUUUACUUCAACCUCCCCACUCUUAUGCCCUAACAGAAAUGUUUGAUGAUUGCGCUUCUGAAGCAGAAAUACGAAACGAAAAAAAUUUUGAUUAUUACGAAAAUGAAUGUGAAACUCCUCCAAAUUAUUUUGAAUUUUAA